AUGGCCAUCCUCAAACAAUUCGGCUGCUGGACCGCUUUGACAGCAGCACUGGCAGCGGCCUCUGGGACAGAAACAUGGGUUCCUUACCCCGUCCCUGUUGAGACGAGCAUCCUCACCAAGACGCAAUAUUCUACUUGUCCGCCACCGGUAACUGUGAACAACACACAGUAUCUGACCGCAACCACAACCAUCUAUGAGACAAUGUUCUUCACGGACAUUCUCACCACCACUCAGCCUACGACAGAGACUGAAAUUACUACCGACGUCCAGCUCUUCACUGAGACUGAGACAACCCCAACGACCGAAAUUUCUAUUCAGCCCACAACAGCAACAGAGGUUCAGCUCUUGACAGCGACAGUAACUACGCCUACCACAGUCACAGAGACCACACCAGUCACUGAGCUAGUCACCCUCACCGCUACCCAAGAACUCGAGCUGUACACAACUACGACGCGACUCACAAGCCUCAGAAUUUGUCCCACGCGUGUAUCUAACCCGACGUUCACCGUCGAUGUGCCCAUGCCCACCCAGUGGACUUGGGGCUGUCCUCCUGGUUGGAUCUGCAAACCGCAGCAGGAGAACUGUGACUUCGAAGCCGGCCUCCCCGAUCGUAACUUCUACUGCUCUCCGAAUGAAUGCGUGCCGGCAUCCGUACUUCCUGAACCUCUACCGAAUUGGGGCAGUGAUAUCUACAGCAAUUCGACACCAUUGACGGAUCCGAGCCUAGGCGUUGUUGCCCUUGCUGACACCUUCAACAUGAAUCCAACAGAUUUUGGUCUAACAUAUGAUAUUUUCGUAGUUGACAAGGAGGUUGUCAUCACAUCAACAUUCAUUGUCCCCCCGGCCGCCACCCAGGCCGCUCUUCCGGCCUCGAAUAAUACCUAUACCCGCUUCAAAGGCCGCCAAGCACAGACCACGAUCCCUGCGCCGUGCUACACAUGGUGCAAUAACGGACUGCUAGAAGUGCAAUCGUCCGGCAAGACACCUCGCAUCUGUCAACCAAACUCAGCCUUUCUGAUCAGUCUGAACUCAUGUAGAGCAUGCGUUGACGCUCACUGGGUUGACGCUCCCACCCCUGACACGUUGCUCAGGGUUGCACCUCAGUUCCAGCAGUUCCUCGACUAUUGCGAAGGAUUCGUAACGACCACAACGACUGGAACUAUGACCGCCACCGAGGUCUCUGGCUCAGAGACACUCACAUCUGUCGUCGAGACAUCAUCGGUUACAGCCAUUCCGACAAGCGUCGUCACCUCAGAACCUUCGUCAUCUGUCAUAACAUCGGCCGUGGUGACCGAAGUCACUAGCACUUCAGUUUCUGGUAUCGCGCCAACUCCUGCAUCGACGUACACAGGUUCAGAAGUGACCGACCUCACAGUGGUAGUCCCUACCAAUGGUUCAUUUGCAACGCUCUCUGGCUCUGAUCUGAUUGGUGCAACUCUUAUAGUGCCUGCUAAGGGCGCGUCACAGACAGAAGUUAUCACUUCUGGCUCUAGCACCUACACCACCGAAAUCACAGUGGCUCCAUCGGCUUCGCAGACUCUUGGUGAUCAGACCAGCGCUCUGGAGCCGCCUGAAUCAGGCAGUGCGACAAGCUCCGGUCCCGCAGUCGAGACCGGCGACAGUAUGGCUGUUGCCAUCGAAGUGCCGGUUGGACUUCUAUUAGGUGUUGCUGUGAUCGCGGGCGUACUAUUGUGA
Cyphellophora europaea CBS 101466 is the source of this 1695-nucleotide messenger RNA. RefSeq lists its product as uncharacterized. The record is from RefSeq and is a predicted model, not a curated record. NCBI's taxonomy places the organism in Eukaryota, Fungi, Ascomycota, Eurotiomycetes, Chaetothyriales, Cyphellophoraceae. Bases 1 to 1695 code for a protein of 564 amino acids. The transcript has 2 exons.